ACAUUUGAAUAAUUUACCAUAUAAAAAGAAAUUGAAAAUUGACAUAACUAUGAUCCAACCCAAACCAUGCCCUACCUGGCCUAAAAUUGAGCUGAAUGAUUCAACGCUCAAAUAUGAUAAGAACCAAAUUAGCCCGAAAUGAGUCCUAUUCUGACUACUCAUAUGCCCAUCCCUAGUUGUUGAGGGAAUGCAAAAGGGUAAAAAAAGUACUAAUAGUAAAAAUAACAGAAUGCGGUAAUCACUUAUCACUAAUCAGAAUCAGAACUGUCAUUUCAGUCAGACCCAAAAAGGAAUUCUGCCAAUCAACCUCCACAACAGAAAGUUUAUAUCAUCAGUAUAUUAAAAUCUUCAAUAUGCCAAGCCCAUGUCACAUGAAUAAUGCUUCAUGUUGAAGAUUGCUUAAAAAUUGACUACUCCUAGAAGGGUACAAGGUACUAGACUACUAGUUACUGAACUUUGCCUUUUAAUGCUGUCGAAUUAAACUGUUUUCUGUCAGAUAUUUUAGAUGAAAUUGUCUUGUCAACUAACCACAAGUUCCCCCUAGCUCAACCAUUAUGUGGUAAUAAGAGAUUUUAUUCAACUAUCUUCGUUUUCUUUUGUUUUCGUUGUAUAUUUUUUCAAGAAGCAUCUCGCUUAUCCCUCUUGAAUUCCGUCUUGUCACAGCCUACACAAGCCAAGAUAUCUAAAAAAUUGUGUUCAAGUUCUUUCCUAGAUUUUGCUUUGGUUAAGAUUAAUAGGAAUGCUGAGUAUUUUGUUAAGCCAUCCACACAUUGACACGAGUACUACUUCAGCAUGGAAUGAAGAGUCUAGGUAUCGUCUGUAGUUUAAAGCUUUAGCGUAGAAGCUAGAUUGAGAAAACAGUAAGUCAGUAAGAUAGAAAUGAUGAAUUAUGUGAAGUACCAGUAACAUCUAUUUUAGAGAAUCGGGAACAUAUACAAGUACAUAUAUGUGUAUAUGAGAUUGAAGCUGAUGAGUGAUAAACGCACAAUGAGAACAUCAGCAAGAAAAGGUCGCAGCAACAAAAUCUACACAGCCAGAGGUCCGAGAGAUAGAAGGAUUCGGUUGUCAGCAGACAUUGCUAUUCAAUUUUAUGAUGUCCAAGAUCGACUUGGCUAUGAUCGUGCUACCGAAGCAGUUGAUUGGCUCAUCAGUAAGGCAAAAGGUAGCGAAGAUUCCGGUGUCCAGGUUGAUUCUCUAACAGACUAUGGAGUGCUCAAUCUCCACAACUCGUACGACAACAUAUCAACAUACAAUUGUACAAUGGAUAGCUCCAUGAUCUUGCCUUGCAUUCAAAUGGAAAACAGCUCAGAAGAUCAAUGCUUUGCUCAUUCAACUAUCUCAAGCCCUUUAGACCUACAGCAUAGCAGUCUGCCUUCUAUUCAGCAGAUGGAGAAUAAGGACCAGAAUCCAAGAACGGUCAUGUUCAACUCCAAAUUUUCUUCAAAAUAUGGUGAGCAUCCAUUUAUAUCAAACUCUGGACCAUUAUUUUUUCAAGCUCCAAAUAACGAAUCACCUCCGAUUCACACACCUAUAAGUGAUCCAGAACUCAAUCUUUGUCUUCCUGGCAACUACACAUCAACCUUCGGUGAUUCUGAAAAGUGGUCUAUUUUCUAAUGAAGAGCUGUAAUAGUUAACUAAAACGGAUAUUACAACCUGAGUUAUGCAUUUAGCCGAAAGCCAAUCAAAUUUAUGAAUACUGCUCUUUUUUCUGCUCUGAUUGUUUAGGUUUUGGGUGAGUUUAAUGGUGUGUUUGGAAUGAAGAAAAUGGAGAGAAAGGAAGGGAAGAGAAAUGGAGAGAUGGGGUAUCUUUCAUU
This is a messenger RNA of Chenopodium quinoa (quinoa), 1814 nucleotides long. Its product is annotated as transcription factor TCP2-like. Gene Ontology annotation, biological process: regulation of secondary shoot formation. The transcript has 2 exons. Lineage: Eukaryota; Viridiplantae; Streptophyta; Magnoliopsida; Caryophyllales; Amaranthaceae. Gene Ontology annotation, molecular function: sequence-specific DNA binding; DNA-binding transcription factor activity. The coding region runs from base 955 to 1614 and encodes 219 amino acids. Gene Ontology annotation, cellular component: nucleus. The record is from RefSeq and is a predicted model, not a curated record.